Molecule: messenger RNA, 2882 nt
Organism: Phalaenopsis equestris
Lineage: Eukaryota; Viridiplantae; Streptophyta; Magnoliopsida; Asparagales; Orchidaceae
Product: chloride channel protein CLC-f
Exons: 9
Coding region: 266-2536 (756 amino acids)
Biological process (GO): chloride transport; transmembrane transport
Cellular component (GO): chloroplast; membrane; Golgi apparatus
Molecular function (GO): voltage-gated chloride channel activity
Source: RefSeq, a predicted model, not a curated record
AUGAUACAUGAAACUGGAAUAAAUUAGAAAAAAAGGUCUUUCUCCAUUGACUCGGCUGGACAGAACACGCUACAGCUUGCCCACAAUUGGGCGUGGGUCCCAACACGGCAAUCCAGAACUCGCCGCCCUCCGCACUGCCGCUCCUCCUCCCGCUGCUCCGCCACACCGUGUCUUCUUCGGAUCAAUAAGGGUUUCGAUUGGAGCAGAAUCUGGAUGGUAAUCUAGGGUUUCACUUGUUGGGGAGAGCGUGUAAUCCAAUCUGGAGAUGUUGCGAAUAGACUUCGAUUCCGAGGAUCACAAAGCUCUUCUCAGAUCAGCUCCCUCGGCCUCCGAUACAGAUCUUGAGGCCCAGCCUUCUUCUCCGCCGCCGCCCUCAUCGUCGUCUCCGUCGGCUGCAAGGAGAAAUGGGAGAGGGAUUGGCGAACUCCUUCGGCAUUUUGAUCGGAGUAUCUCCGUUCCCCGGCUCAACCGCAGGCAAUCCGGCCGCGGUCUCUCUCAUGCGGGGCCGGAUUAUGAGCGGUCGCGUGAAGAACUCGCCGACGGGGCACCGCCAGAAUGGGCGCUGCUGCUCAUCGGAUGUCUACUUGGAGUUGCUACUGGAAUAUGCGUUGCGGCCUUUAAUCGUGGGGUGCAUGUGAUUCACGAAUGGGCUUGGGCUGGUACUCCAAAUGAGGGUGCUGCUUGGCUUCGAUUACAAAGACUAGCUGAUACGUGGCAUAGGAUAUUGUUAAUACCAGUAACUGGAGGGGUUGUUGUAGGGAUGAUGCAUGGACUACUUGAAAUAUUUGAGCAGAUAAAACAGUCUAGAUCACAAAAACCAUGCAUAGACUUCUUGGCUGGAAUCUUUCCUGUGAUCAAGGCUAUCCAAGCUGCUGUGACCUUAGGCACCGGUUGUUCAUUGGGCCCCGAAGGUCCUAGCGUAGACAUUGGUAAGUCAUGUGCUAAUGGAUGUUCUGAAAUGAUGGAGAACAAUAGAGAAAGGAGGAUUGCUCUUGUUGCUGCUGGUGCUGCUGCUGGGAUUGCUUCAGGUUUUAAUGCUGCUGUUGCUGGAUGCUUUUUUGCUAUUGAAACUGUGCUGAGGCCACUACGUGCAGAAAAUUCACCACCCUUCACAACUGCGAUGAUUAUAUUGGCAUCAGUUAUCUCAUCCACAGUUUCAAAUGUAUUACUUGGAGAACGACCAGCAUUUACUGUGCCGACGUAUGAACUAAAAUCUGCUGCCGAACUACCACUCUACCUCAUCCUGGGCAUGUUGUGUGGGGCAGUCAGUGUGGUUUUUACUAGGUUGGUUGUCUUUUUCACAGGAUGCUUCGAGUAUAUCAAGGAAAGGUUUGGCCUUCCUGCUGUUGUUUGCCCUGCUCUAGGCGGCUUAGGAGCAGGUAUAAUAGCUCUGAAAUAUCCUGGAACAUUGUACUGGGGCUUCACUAAUGUUGAUGAAAUCUUGCAUACUGGUAAGAGUGCUGCUGCUCCUGGAAUCUGGCUGCUAACACAACUUGCUGCGGCGAAAGUAGUAGCAACUGCUCUUUGUAAGGGCUCUGGGCUUGUAGGGGGCCUUUAUGCUCCAAGUUUGAUGCUAGGUGCUGCUGUUGGUGCUGUUUUUGGGGGUUCCGCUGCAGAGUUAAUAAAUUCUGCAAUUCCUGGAAAUGGUGCCCUUGCACAGCCUCAGGCAUAUGCUCUUGUUGGAAUGGCAGCUACACUUGCUUCAAUUUGCUCAGUUCCCUUGACCUCAGUAUUACUUCUAUUUGAGCUAACAAAAGACUACAGAAUCCUUCUUCCGCUUAUGGGUGCAGUUGGUUUAGCAAUAUGGGUGCCUUCAGUGGCUAACCUGUCCAAAGAUUGUUAUGUGGUGGAGAAAAAUAAUAAUGGGCAUGGCUAUUCUUCUCUUUCAUUUUCUGAGGAGAAAAAUGAUACUGUUUGGAGUGACAGAGAUGAUCUAGAACUUUCUGUUCUGGAAACUGAAAUGCAGUCUCACGGAAUUUAUAAUGAAGCCCUUCUUGAUGAAUUGAAGGUUUCCCAGGCCAUGUCAAAGAAAUUUGUUAAAGUUUCGUCUUGUACUGCCUUGAAAGAGGUCAUUAAGUUUAUGCAUGAUGAGCAGCAGAAUUGUGUACUUGUUGUUGAUACAGAAGAUUUUCUUGAGGGGAUUCUUACGAGAGGUGAUAUUCAGCGGCUAGGAGUUGAGGCUUCUAGAGAAAAUCUUCAGAAUCGAAAAGAUUCUGCUGUAUGCGAUAUCAACACCCGUCCUAUCUCAUCAUGCUUCACACGUGGGUUUCAAUAUCAAGGUGGCGAACGUGGAAUUUUAAUCUGCUUUCCAGACACAGAUUUGACCAUGGCAAAAGAGCUCAUGGAAGCCAAAGGCAUCAAGCAGUUACCAGUUGUUAAACGCAGCAGAGAUGCUAGAGAUCAUGGAAAACGCAAGCUUAUUGGUCUUCUUAAUUAUGAUGCAAUUGAACGCUGUAUAAGAGAUGAAAUCCGGCAUAGGAAGAACUACUAUCAGCAAAGAGCUGAACACCUAGAAAGAACAAUAAAUGCCCAUUGAAUGUGACAGCCCUGAAGAAUUUUGGAGCGGCCAACUAGCCAAUCAGCCCUUCAUUAACGGCUUUUGUUUCCAGUGGCAUUAAUUAUAUUUGCAAUAUUAAUGCCUAGCUACAAUGGGUAUGGAUUCUUAUAUUUUUCUUUUCCACAAUGCAAAUUGUAUCAUAGAUGUUUCAUUAACAUCUUUAGGUCAAUGAAUUUCAUUUAAACUCAAGCAAAAAACUCCUCUUCCUAGCGAAGGGUGGAGCUGUAUUUCAUGGGGCUUCAAGUCCUGAUAUUCUUUUGUGAAAGUUCUUAAGGAAAUCUUGUAUUCCUUUUGUUUUUAUAUAUAUGGUGCUCAUGAUCUAAAA